AUGUACAGUACAAAUGCAAAUUUCAAGACGACACACGACGGCCAGAUUCUCAUUUCUUUUUCCUCUUUUUGUCGUGUUGUGGGAGCAGGUGCCACGACGUCUUCUGUGGAAACUUGGAAAAUGGGAAACUGGUUAAGUGAAAGGCGGAGGCGCUGGGAGAGGGGGCGUGGCAGUGAAGUGCGGAGAAACACCGUGGGAAAGCAGGGCCACAGAGAGAUGGCGGUACAGAGAUGGCGUUGCGUGGCGUGCGCGUUGCUGUCAGUAAUUACAACCAGUGCGGUUGUUUCUACGGACAUUCUGGCAGAUGCGCUUGCUUCGCGUUCUGCAACAUAUUUGCAGAACAAUAAUGCGACCAGUGCAAAUGACGCACCUCCGCUCACGAGUGCGUGGGUGCGCGCGUGCUGCGCAUGUUACCCUCCGCGUCCACGUCCACUGCAACAACGCAGCCGGCGUCUUUACCCGGAUACAUUAGGGCUGGGGAGCAGUUUCCACCCUCAGGGUUGGCUUGCAUUUCGGUUUAGGGUUACUCUAUUUACACGAUUACCGCAUUCGGCAAAUUCUUCAAAAUACCAGAGAUGA
Molecule: messenger RNA, 579 nt
Organism: Tetrapisispora phaffii CBS 4417
Lineage: Eukaryota; Fungi; Ascomycota; Saccharomycetes; Saccharomycetales; Saccharomycetaceae
Exons: 1
Coding region: 1-579 (192 amino acids)
Source: RefSeq, a predicted model, not a curated record